AUAAGUUUGAAAAUUUGAAUGAAAAAUUUAUUUUUUCUUCUAAUCAAAAAUCUUCUAUUUUUUUUCUAAAGUCUUCUUUAUUUGCCUUUCAAUUCCUACUAUUUUUAAGUUUAAAGAUAUCUUAAUAUUUUCUAAACAAGACUUCCAUAUGAGCAGUAAAGCCUUCGAAAUCCUAGAUAAUUUAGGAUGUCCUCGAAUAGUCUGCGGACAUCCAACUUAGUAGGUUAUUGCUACAGAAUCAGGAUGUUCUCUACUGUUUUGCGAUUUAGCAAAUGAUAAAAAAAUAAAGAUGCACAGACAUGAAAACAAUAUUUCUGACAUAUUGAUCAGCGAAAAGUAUCUCUUUUCAGUUGAUUAAGGUCCAAAAGUGAGUGUCUUAAUCUCAGAUAUAAACACUCUGAAAAGAAUUUAUUAAUUUUACUUACCUCCUCACAAACUAAGAGGAGAUAAACCCACCCAUAGUGUUCUAUUGGCCUACUCGGACAAAUUCUAAAGAAUCGUUUUACUUGAAAACGAAUAUGCCGGAGGUUACAGAAUAACUGGAUGGGAGUUCAAAUAAGAAAAGCUAGUUAAAUUAUUUUUUGUUGCUGAUAUCGAAACAACUUACAGAUGCCUUUCACUGUAAAUUUUAGAAAAUGCUAGCGAUUUGAUUGUUGUUACAGCUGAAUAAUGUAUGAUUAAAUACUGGAAAAUAGAAUCUAAGCAAGCUAUUUUGACUAACAGAAUUCAUAUCAAAGAAGAGAUAGGUUAAGUUUUAUCAGAUAACAACUACAGAAUUAUCUUAGCACUAACUAAAACAGGAAAAAUCAUAUUACUAAAUUCAUAAGGUGAUUAUUUGGAUACGAUUAAAGGAGAAAAGCCAUUCAGUUGCAUGGCUGCUUUCUCAACUUUUUGCUUUUUUGGCACAAUAUUUGGAAGCAUUCAAAUAUUUGAUUUAAAAAAAAAUCAGAAAAUAAAUGAAAUUCCUUAUUUGUAAGAAAUAAAAGACAGCCUUUGUCUAGAAAAAGAAUUAGAUGAGGUAGUUGAAAGAGAGGAUGGUCUAGAAGCGAAUUAUAAUAGCUUUAGUGGGAAAUCAUCCUCUUUUAAUUAAUCUUAAAUUAGCAAUGUUAUAGAACCAAUAACAAAAAAGUCAUCUAAAAGUUACUUAAAGCUGCUGUAACAAGGACCACCUGUCAUAAUUUUGAGAAUUUUAAAUUAGGGAAAUAUGAUCAAUAUUACUUAUGCUGAUGGAUUGCAAUUAACAUAUGACGUUUCCUCUAAUAAAGUGAUAUCUUAGUAAAUAGGCCACUACGAAAAGAUCAACCAAAUUGAAUGGGAUUUAGAAAGUCAAUCAAGAUUUUUUUCAGUUGGAUCUGAAGGAUAUUUUGCUGCCUGGAAUCUUUAUCAAGAUAGAUGGGUAGGAAAAAUUUUAGAUAUUCACAAGACAUUUGAUAAGGAAUAGUAAACAUUAUGCAGCUUAUCAAGAAAAAAUCACUUUAUUUAACUUACUGGUUCUUAGGAUUCUAUUUUAUCUUCUCAACCCAAAUAGACAAACAAUAUAUUUAAUAAAGAACCUCAGUAAAAAAUAAAGCUUACUUCGAUAGUAACUAAUUAUUCUUACAAAGAAAUUUAUAUUGGAGACAGUAAGGGCUAUAUAACAACACUGGAUUAUGAGACAUUGCAGCCUACUAAAAAACAUAAAGUCUGCAAUUUUAAAAUAAAAAAAAUGAAACUAUGUCCUCAAAGUUCAUAUCUUGCAGUGGUUCUUUCAACAGGAAUGAGUAUCCUUUUAGAUAUACUCAAUUAAUUUUAGUUAGUCUUAAAAAUAGAAGACCAUAUUCAUUCCAUCUCUCCUACAAAUCAAAAAGGUUAUUUUAGAGAUAUUCACUGCAUUUUAGACAGUAGUGUAACCUCAAAUGAAGAAAAGAUAAGGCAAGUUACUAGACUUUCUAAUCAAGUAAAGAUAUCGUAAAAUAUCAGUUAAACUUUACAGCAGUAAUAAAUACAAAAAAUGAAGCAAUCAUCUAUGAAUAAUAGUAUGAUAUAAGACUCUCUUAAGAAAAUUAAAUUAUAAAGUAGUUAAACAAAAUUUAAUGCAGGAAGUUACUUCAAUUAAUUAAAUGAGUAGGGCGGAUUAAAGUCUAAUAAUUGGUAAUCUUAAGGUAAAAGUAGCUAUAAGAAGGAAGAUCCUAACUAAUUUUUAGUUAUAGCUACAAAUACUCAUAAUCAAAUGAGACUUCACAGUGUACAAAUCAAUGUACUUGAUGACUCUGUUACAGGUAUGGCUCUAAUGAUAUAUUAGACAGAAGGGAGAAUUACAGGAUGUGAUAUACACCCUUCCAGAGAAUAUAUCCUUAUUUUGGAUGAUAUUGGAUUUGCUUAUCUCUACAAGAUAAGAAGUGGGGAAUUAAGAGGUCGCAUCGAAGUUCCAUAGUUUAGUUCCAAUGUUUCGAUCGACCCUAGCGGUUUAUAUUUUGCUAUAAAUUCGUACUAGUAAUAUCCAGAAUAUUAUAUCAGUGACACUGAGGAAGAUAAUGAAGAAAAUGCUGAAGACGGGUAAGACUAUCAAGAAGAAGAAGCAGCAGCAGCAGAAAAUGGGCCUAGGAAUUAAAAUGGUUAGCAAACUUUCAAAAAAGCAAAAGAAGAAAAUUUUCAAGUAAAAAAGGGUAGUAAGAAUGGCAGUUAAGCACUGGAUAAAAUUCAGAAAUCUUACAUGAUGAGAGAAUUCGGUAAAAUAAAAGACCCUCAUGCAAUUUAGAAAGAAGUUUAAAGAGAUAUCAAUCUAUAUGAAUAGAAUGCCCAGUCGUAAUUAUAGAUUCCAAAUGGAAACCAUUAAAGCUAGGAAAUAAAGCCUGUAAAAUAUUUUGAUGCUAUAGAAAGCUUUCUGCACUCAAGCAAAUAUGUCAUUAAACCUAAAAUGGUACUACUCUACGAGCUUGGUACUGGUAAGUAAGCAGGAUUCAUCUAGAAUUUGUUUAAUGCGUCUACUAUUAAAUUCUCUCACAAUUCAGAGUAUUUAGCUGUAUCAAGUUCUUUUGGAGCUCUUUCUUUGUGGGGACUGAACGAUGACAUUGCUCAAAAUAUUUAGGGAGUUUUUUAGCAAAUGGAAUCAUCUCCAACAUUCUGGUCUAACUUCCCAAUUUAUAUCUAAAAAAAUUUAGUUGAUGUUAGACAGAUCAAGCAAAAUGUGAAAAAUAUUAUCAAUUUAGAAAACUUAUAAGCAAAAAGAUAAAGAGAUUAAGUCUCAUCUUAGUAGAACCUAAGGAUGCUGAGAAACUCUUUAAGCAAUUCUAUUUCAACCAACGGAUAAUAGAAUUUUAGAUAAGAAAAUAAUCAUCAAAGAGCAGUUUCUUAAAUGAAUUAAAGAUAUAGCAGAAAAUUGAAAUUGCAUAAUCAGAUGCAGAUUGAUGAUAUUAAUGCUUAAUAAUCAUAAUUAUAGAAAGAAAACUCAAUUGAUAAUCUUUCUCCAAUUCACAAAACAAUUAAAGAAUCAUCAGAGUAAAAUUAAUAUAUUAGAAGCUAAAACUUUGAGAGAGCUUACCAGAAGUUAACUCCUAAAAGUAAUUAAUUGUAAUAACACUCUAAUAAAAAUGAGAUAUAAAAUAGUUCUAAAAAUAAUUUCUUCUAAUUCAGCAACCUUAUAUAGCCAAAUAAAAUAGACUAAAAUUUCAUAAAAAGAUAAAUUAAUGAAUAGCCUAUGAAAAUUCAUCCUGGAAUCAAAGUUCAUCCUAAUAUCUCUUUAUAGAAUAUUGGAAUACAAAGUCCAAAUUAGAAAAGAUAAAUUUUAUAAAGACAAGUGUUUGACAACCCUCCUGAUAUUGAUGAUGAUGUUAUCCCAAUAUAGAAUCCUUUGAUUUACAAUAAAAAUUACACAUCUUCUAAAAAUCUAAUUUAAGGGGUUAGUUCUAAAUUACUCUAGCAACAAAUGAAAACUGCUUAUGAGUAAUCAAGCAAAUCCUCUUCUAGACCUCUUACACCCCUAUAAGAAAAUCCUAUGGACCAAAUAGCUUAAUUUGAAUUUAAGUUAGCAAAAAAUAAAACCAAUUAUUGACUCUAUAGUUUAUAAAAUAUUCACUCAAACUAAAAAGGAAAAAUCAAAAAAUUGAUUAAAAAAUAAUAUGAUUUUUCAAUCACCAUUAAGAAAAUUUGAAAGUUUUUUGAGAAAUAUAAUAGAAUAUUUAUGUUCAUUUUUUUUAUUUGUUGAACUUUUUGUAAUU
This is a messenger RNA of Tetrahymena thermophila SB210, 4196 nucleotides long. RefSeq lists its product as hypothetical. The transcript has 15 exons. The record is from RefSeq and is a predicted model, not a curated record. Gene Ontology annotation, molecular function: protein binding. NCBI's taxonomy places the organism in Eukaryota, Ciliophora, Oligohymenophorea, Hymenostomatida, Tetrahymenidae.